AUGGUCACCCCCUGCCCCAGCAGCCCGCUGAGCCCCGCCGCCCGACUCGGGAGGCGGGACGACGAACAGAACCUGCGGGCGCCCGUGAAGAAGAGCCGGCGCCCGCGCCUCCGGAGGAAGCAGCCGCUGCAGCCGCUGCAGCCCUGCCAGCUCCCGGGAGACUCGGGCGUCUGCGACCUCUUCGAGUCCCCCAGCUCCGGCUCGGAAGGCGCAGACAGCCCCGCGGCGUCCGCGGCGCGAGCCUGCUGCAGCCGCCUGCCCGGCCCUGCCCAGCCGUUGGUGCAGCUCGACCUCCAGACCUUCCGCGACUACGGUCAGAGCUGCUACGCCUUCCGCAGGGCGCGGGAGAGCCAGUUCCACCCGCGGGAGUCGCUGGCGCGGCAGCCACAAGUAACGGCCGAGUCCCGCUGUAAGCUGCUCAGCUGGCUCAUCCCGGUGCACCGUCAGUUUGGCCUCUCCUUCGAGUCGCUGUGUCUGACCGUGAACACUCUGGACCGCUUCCUUACCACCACACCUGUGGCCGCAGAUUGCUUUCAGCUGCUGGGGGUCACGUCCCUGCUUAUUGCUUGCAAACAGGUGGAGGUGCACCCACCACGUGUUAAGCAGCUGCUAGCCCUCUGCUGUGGUGCCUUCUCCCGUCAGCAGCUCUGCAACCUCGAGUGCAUCGUUCUGCACAAGCUGCACUUCAGCCUGGGCGCACCGACCAUCAGCUUCUUCCUGGAGCAUUUUACGCACGCACGCGUGGAGGCUGGGCAGCUGCGGGUCUCUGAGGCCCUGGACUCUCAGACCCUGGCGCGAGGGGUGGCAGAGUUGAGCCUGGCUGACUACGCCUUCACCAGCUACCCGCCCUCCCUGCUGGCCAUCUGUUGCCUGGCGCUAGCUGACAAGCUGCUGCAGCUCCCGGGCUCCAUGGACUCUCGCCUGAGUGGGCACCCCGAGGAGGCAUUUGAAGACUGCUUGGGCAAGCUGCAGCUGCUCGUGGCCAUAAACGGAACCUCUCUGACUCACAUGCUGCCCCUGCAGAUCUGCCAGAAGUGUCACUUGUCCCCGAGCUUGAAAUAA
Sorex fumeus (smoky shrew) is the source of this 1062-nucleotide messenger RNA. RefSeq names its product cyclin O (gene CCNO). The record is from RefSeq and is a predicted model, not a curated record. The transcript has 3 exons. Gene Ontology annotation, molecular function: cyclin-dependent protein serine/threonine kinase regulator activity. Lineage: Eukaryota; Metazoa; Chordata; Mammalia; Eulipotyphla; Soricidae. Gene Ontology annotation, cellular component: cyclin-dependent protein kinase holoenzyme complex; nucleus; centrosome. Gene Ontology annotation, biological process: mitotic cell cycle phase transition; regulation of cyclin-dependent protein serine/threonine kinase activity. Bases 1 to 1062 code for a protein of 353 amino acids.